Molecule: messenger RNA, 24937 nt
Organism: Xyrichtys novacula (pearly razorfish)
Lineage: Eukaryota; Metazoa; Chordata; Actinopteri; Labriformes; Labridae
Source: the annotation of a GenBank genome assembly
AUUUGUGUCUUUAUCAUUACUCGCUUCUCGAACCUUGACCACCAAAAGUAACUUGUUUUAGUUUUCUGUUGUCAUGGUUUGUCGUUGUGUUUGUGUUUUUUAUUGAUCCCCAAAGGAUCAAGUGCAAAAAGUUUUAGACAUAUUUUCCCGAGAGUACCUGACUGAGCGGCAUUUGGAUCUUGUGAAAGUCAUUCUUGUUUUUACACGAACUUCGACAGUAAAAAGUCGAGUGACUUUAAGAGUUUGACACUGAAACUUGUGGUUCAGAAUCAAUCCUUAUAGUUGCAUUGCAUGGUUUUGCACGUACACAGGUACUGUGGCAAGGACACUCUGAGACGACUGCCCACUUCUGCUGUGUCACUUGUUGUCUUUAAUUCAGCCAGGCAAAAGUUUCAACAAAACAAACCCUCUAAAUAUGAGUACUGAUGUUUUAUUAUUCCACUGAAAAGGUCAGGUCCUUUUCACUGUUCUUGUCUCACUUUGAAGGUACUUAAAUUGGAAUUUUGUGUUUGGUUUUGUGACUGUCUUUUUCCACUCUUUGUAGUUGCUUUAAUCUUAACUACCACAUAUAUCACUUUGAUAUCUCUUCGAAUUUAUGAUCAUCAGAGGAAUAUUAACGUAAACUCGUCUUUAUUUUGUAACGUUGCUGUGUUUUUAUGUGCUCAUUUGACAACAUGAAAACCAACCGACGGCACUUGAAAGCAGCAGCGCCUGGAAGCAACCAAAGGGCAGUACUGCGCAUGCUCAGAGCAUCCUCAGGCCCGGUCGGCAUGGUGAGAACGCUGCAGGGCAGGUGCUGACGCGUAGACAACCAUCUUUCUGCUGCAGUUUCCAUGUCGAGAGAAUAUCCGAGCUGAGCAGAGAGUGUGUGAGCGCAUUUUUGACUCUGCAGGUUAUCCACCUCCCCCCUCCAUCUCCUCCUCCUCAUGCCUCUCCUUCCCUCUGUGGCCCUAUGGUGGGAGGAGGGGGGGAGGGGAUACCUUAAGGAAGAGGGAGGGAGUGGGGGUGGGUGCAGCCUUAUCAAUAGCAGGUUGCCCCUAAUGAUCCAGUUCAAACUAGUUUUGCUUUUUUCAGCGACUGGUUCGAGAUUAGACACAUCCACAGAGGGCUGCAGCUCCGACAUCUCCUCACAGGAAACGAAAACUACAUUUUUUAGAGUUUGGGGGUGCAGGGGGAGCAUCGUGGUUUUUAAAAAUAGGCACUGGAAUGAGACCAAGAUGUCAGUGAUGGUGUUUGGGGAUAUUUUAAUGAUGAUACUCCUAACAAAUGUCUAAAACUACAACUAUCAAUCUUUUUUUUCUACCAAUUGCUGCAUAAAAGAUGUCAAAAUAAAAGCACACGGGAGACGUGGCAGCUUUUCGGCUCAUACAAGCGUGGCUCAGUAAUUAUAGUCAUGGUUAAUUAAAGGGAGUGUCGGGGGACAACAAAGAGCCGUUUGAAGCAUCACCACCAGCCCCUCCACACUCCUGCGUAAAAAGCCGGUGUUCUCGUCACUCGGUGCACGGUGCAAGUCCCCGACAGACAGGGGCUAAAUGGGAGGAACCGGCGCGCAGUAGAGCGAGAUAUAAUCGCCGUGUGAGGACUGAUGUAUGGCAGGAGCAGGGGCGACAAAAGCGGAGGGAAGCCGCGGAGGAAUCACUGCAGUGCAGCAGAGCUGUCAGUCAACAGGCAGAGGAGGCUGCACUGCACUCAGCCCACUGCCAGUGCGCACACACAAAAGCUGGAUUUGAAGCUUUAUAUGAUCCUUUUAAGAGUAAAUCUCUUUUAAGGUACUUUAAGGAUCUUUUCCAGCCCUUUACUAUCAUCCCAGCCUCUAAAAAACUGCGCAACAACAGAAAAAUGCGCACAUAUGACGCAUUUAAGAUCUCUAACAGCCUCCAGCGGUGCAGCUAUCCUUUCCAUCUUUAAUUUAACAACAUCAGCACAUCACCGAUUUAAAACGGUGAAUCCAGUUUAUCAUUAACAGUGUUUUCUUAGCUGCACUCGCCCCGCUACUGCACGGGAUUUCCUCCAGUUUGACGCAUCGCCCCCGCUUUACCUUGCGCCCCAGUGCGGGCGGCGUAUCGCAUCCUUUACAGCCAAAGGUAUCUCAACAAAGCGGGGAUCCUCCUCAUUGAAAGAGUGAAAGAAUGAAGAGAGAUCUGUCCAGAAACAACCUCUCUACGCAAUCUCGCCAUCACACCCCCUCCUCAUGGAUCCACAUCCUCAGAAGUACACACACAUACACACGCCUGAUGAGAUGCAGGGAGAAGGACUGAGUCUGACUCUCUUCCUCCUCCUCCUCCCCCCUCGGUCCAUCCAUCAGCGUUUAACGGCGCAGCGCCUCCACCAAUCUGUGCAUCGCGAGGACCACCCCAACCCCUGAACCUGAAUCUACCCGCCCUGCGCGUUUAUAAAUACAGCUCCAAACACACCGGCAAGUCUUGGUCGUCAGAAACGCUCAGGGUUGCAGCAGAACAUCCCCCUUUCGUCUCCUCCCCUUCAUCUUUUCUCUGUUUUUUAACGAAACCUCACGCAUCACCCAUUUUUCACGCUCAUUCUUCCCUCUUUUUUCCCGAACUGUAGUUUUCCCUGCGGCCAGUUGCAUGCAUUGUUCGUCUCCCAAAAUGGUUUGCGAGACUAAAAUUGUUGCGGACGAACACGAUGCUAUACCUGGGACCAAAAAAGAGUCGAUCAUGUGGAGCUCUCCUCCGUCCAGCGCGGCUCUGAACCCGGCCGAGGCAAAGGAUGUGAGGAAAGAUGCGGUUUUCAUCCGCGAGUUCGAGCGCGGGGAUCAGGAGGAGGUGCGGCGCAUUUUUUACGAGGGCAUUAUGGAGAGGAUACCCAACACGGCGUUCAGGGGGCUCAGGCAGCAGCCCAAGACUCAGUUUUUAUAUGCUCUUCUGACAGGUAAGUUCCUCGUUACCUUGCAUCAUGUGGGCUUCGGACCCACUUCUAGGCUACAGAAAACUUCUGCGCAAUGCCAAACAUUAAAUAUGUAUGAAGCAGUUUUGACUUUUAACGCCUCUGUUGCGCUUCUUUUGAUGUUUGCACUCAAAGGUGAUUUAUUUGAGGUACUUCUUCUACAUCCAGCACUAAUGUCAGGUUUUCCUGCACUAUCCGGCCCUUGUAGGCGUUGUACAGCUAAGUUGAAAUCUGUUGCAACGCCACACUGAGCCCUCCCGGCUCCCUUACCACCGGCACUUACCGGCAUGUUGCCCAUCAUGCAACAAAAGGCAUGGCCGGGCGCAUGGUGCACGUGUAGAACCGGCGGGCCUUGCUGCUGAUGUGAUGACAUGCCGGUGCCGUGAAUGAAUGAGUGAAUGAAUUUGAGGAUUGGCUCACAGGGUGCGCGCACGUACUCAUAAAAAAGAGAGAGAGAGAGAGAGAAAAAAUCCUACCCCACACACUCCCACGCAGUGUGCACACGCUUCCCCCCCUCCGCCUCUGCACAGGCAGUUUCUGCGCCAGAUUUGCGCCGAGCUUCGUCCGGCUUUUGUUUAUGUUCGCGGCGCAGAUUCGCCGCCUCGUGAAUUAUGACGCACUUUAAAUUCGAACCAACCGCCGCACGUUCCAAAAGCUUCACAGUUUGAGCGGGAAAAAAAUGUGAAUUUGACCUUAUUUGACUCAUAAAAAGUCACGACACAUGACAGCCCUGACUGUGAAACUCCCCCGAAAUGAAGCAUGGGAUGUUUGUGUGACUGAUGCGGAUUAAACCUUUAAAUUCUCUUUAAAAACAGACACUCACGUCGCCUCCAUGUCAGCCCUACGGCACUGGGGUGUAAUGGAGUAAACUAACUACUAGUUAAUUGCAUGGCACACUACAACAUGCUAUGCAGCACCCAGCCUGCUUGUUUAUGUUCCCAUUUGCGCCCCCUAGCGUUACAUCCAACUAAUUACUCCAACAUACACUGAAGUGCCAUCUCUGAAGUUAAUGUGCCUUAUUUCACAGUGUGAUGAUGUAACUUUACUGCCAUGUGUGAAACUAAUCCUGAUCUCUCUCCAUCAAAAUUCUCCUCAUGUUGCACCUGUUAAUGUUUGAAAAUGUCAAAUUGUUUCUGCUGUUUUUGUGUUUUUUUCUUUCUUCUGUGUCUGUUUGAGGUCAAAUUCCGCCAAAAUCAAACAUGUGAUUCUCUCUUCUGACAGGUUUCGUUUAUUUUUCUUCCAUUUCUCCAUAGUAAUGUGCUUUUACGUGACCAAAUCCGUCACGCUGACCUGCUGCGCGCCUCUCUUUCUCAUGGGUGCGCGCUACUACUACAGCAGGAAAGUUAUCCAGAGUUAUCUGGACUGUGCUCUGCACACGGACAUGGCGGACAUAGAGGCUUAUUACAUGACGCCCACAGGUAAGACGAGAGAGAAACGCCACUUUUUCACGCUGUAGAUGUUGUGUUGAUUGUUGGCAGGCAAUGCUCCAUCACCAGUGCUGAUGUUAAAGGGAAUCUCACAAAAACACAUGGUCGCUACUUUAAGAAGUCAGGGAUGAAAUCGUCAGACUCAAGAAUGUCCAGAGGCACCUCAUCAAAUAUUCAGCUCUUCCUUCCCCUCAUCUUUCUCCACUCCUUCCCCCCGCUCGCUUCCUCGUGGUCUUAGGAAAGAAGGGAGUGAGACAGGAAGGGGUUCAAGCAUUGCAUCACAGUGCUAUCGAUCGCGUAGAGAAAAAUGCUGAUACACUUUCUGCAAGAACGCUCGGUGUCGGCAAGGCUCAUUUCCUCUGCUGGAGCUUCUAAUUGGAAAAAUCAAUCGAACCCUUGCGUCGUGUCGAUUGUGUUAUUCUAUCAAGUUCAGGGCCUCAAAUGCGUCACAUUUUUUUAACACAUUCCUCCUGCGCUGAAAUUUCUUGGACACAUCCAACCCCAACAAACUGGUCGGUAGAACAAGCAGCCCCUACUUUGCUUCCUAUUGUCUCCUCUCUUCUGACACUGUGCCCCCUGGCCGGGUAAUCCAGUGUAUACACAGUUGGAAUUUAGCAUUCCCAUUAUUGCCAUGUCCAUGAUGCUUUAGAGGGGUCAGGCCCUGCUGCUCCAGGACAAUGCUAAUGAUUAUAUCCAUGCAAACUGAAUGGGCCCAGAGGGAGGAGGGGGAUAACACCUGGGUACCGACAUGAAUCCCAGCAGAAAGCCACCUCAUAUGUCAUUGUCAUUUGUUAUGGUGCGAGUGUGUUACAUAACAGAUAAACAAGAUUGCAUGAAAAUUAGGAGUGUGUAAUCACAAGAAUGCAUCGAUCCACAGCAGAAAAAUUAUGUAACUCAAAAGGACCUCACAAAAGAAGUGAUUCGCUCUGUAAACAAACUCAAAAAAGAGAUUUUUGGAGUGUAGAGUAAAAGCUUUUCCUGACUAUAAAUAAGAAACAAGACAAAUUCAGCACUUUGUAUCCCACACGGCUCAACAGUAGCUGUAGUAGUAGAGUCUGCAAGAGUGUGGCUUCAGUUAGCAGAGCUAGCACCACCAGCCUUCGGUCCACAAGCCUGUGCUGUGUUGCACAGAUUGACUGUUUAUAUCGCUAAUAAUCUGUAUUUUCGAAAUCCAAACACUGCCAAACCACAAUGUCCUGCAAGAUGCGAGGUUUGUUUACAUCCAACAUGUAACAUGUAACAUACAUAAAAACAUGAAUACCUAUUUAACUAGUUCAUUACUCUGAUGCCUACUAGCGAGGGUGACCAUGUCCACAUUUAUUAAACCACAUCUUAUCGGUUUAAUCUGAUUUAGCCUGAGUGGAAACCGGUCUACUAGUGACACCUGGUCAUAUAAAUGAUAUUCAAGGAGUUUAUCUGCAUCUGAAGGAUGUUAGCUCAGUGUGUUUCUGGUCUGCUGUCUAGUUUUCUCUCCGGCAAGUAGGUAACUUGGCACAGCGUCCAUGAUAAAUAGCGAGUAGGUGUAGAGAGGGAAUGAGCCAAACAGGCUGGAAAUAAACUUGUAUUGUUGACUGAGAUGUCAAUAUGGCGACUCUCUAAUGCUGAUUCAAGGUGUGUGUAUGUGUGUGAGGGGAUGUUUGAGAUAGUGUGAGGAGGACUGGGAAUUCUGAAAACCCGCAAAUACGACCUUGUUUGUUCGUCUUUGGGGGUGUUAAAACGUGCGAUUUGUCAUUUUUACGAGUUCGAACAGAGAUAAAUCAGCGUUUUAUUACUGAAGUGUGGAGGUGUGAAGAGAAUAGUUGUUAAUUUUGGCGUAUUCUGAAUUAAAUUAAGUUUAACAAGUGAGCGCUAAGGCAAUAGAGAGAGAUUUAACCGGAGCCACAUGUUCCUGCACACAUGGAGCGACUACACCGAUCAAUACUCGUAUCUCCUCCGUGUGUGCUGUGAUCACUCACUCUGCUGUCUCCUAAGACCAGCUGUCACCUCUUUCAUCUGACACAUAAUAAAGAGAGUGUGUGUGUGUGUGUGUGUGUGUGUGCGUGUGUGGGCAGAGAGGUUGUAAAGCAAAGAGAAAGAGCAGUGAUUGGAGGUUUAAAUGGAAAUAGCUCAGACCCAAAAAUGAAUUGAUCCACCGUGAAAUACUCACUGAUAUUGAUUCAGAUUAACCUGAAAUGAUCAUAUUUAUGAUCCUCAGUUUGUUUCCAGAAGCUAUGCUGAGAUUGUGUACAGCUCUUAAUUACUAAAAAUCCAUUAUUCAAAUGUAAAAGUCCAAUAAAGGUUUGACGGAUUAAUAUUGAUCCACUUGAAAUACAACAUCUGCUAGAAGGAGUUUCUUUGUUCACUUGGACUCCUCCUCUUUCCAUCCAUCUCUCUCCACGUCCUUCAGUGGAAGCGAUAAACCAAUAAUGAGUCAAUCUGGCGAUCAAUAUAUCCGCCAAUGGUGUGUUAACAGCUACAGUGCGCUCGCUGAAAGACACUGUAAAUGAAGACGUGAAACUAAAAUGAGGGUUAAUUCUAAUGACGAUUCCUGAGUAAAAUUAGUAAAUCUGAAAAAUACUGACUUUUAGUGAUGUGUGGAUGUGUUAACAAACUAAAAAUAGACUUGUGACUUCCUCCUAGUGAAACAAAUUUUAAUUUCCUUUGAGUCACACUAAAAACCACUAGUACUGUCAUGUUUAAUCCAGCAGUGGCAGACAGUCGUUUUUUAGAUCUUUCUUUCUUUUGUUUCUUUGUUUUUAGUAUGUGCCAAACUUGACCCCUGCUGGUGAAUUGUCUAAUAUAUUUCUGUGGUAAAGCAACAAAAAUUCAUGUUAUCAGAUACUUCGAAUAAUAAUCCUUCUUACUGUGACUUUUCAGCCAGAAAACACUGACUUAAAAGACUUUAAAGCUCCUAUGAGGAUUUUUCUUUUGUUUAUGAAAUUCACUGAAUUCACCUUGAUGCCUUUUAAUAUAGAAAAAAAGAAAAAAGACCAUCAGGGGUGGGAUUGAAUUGAACUGAAAGUCCCUGAUAGGAGCUUUAAGAUAGACUUUAAAGUGUGCUGUACAAUUGUUAUUGCAAUAUGAGUUUCUUGAAUGAACUUAUCCCAGCAGACUGAAUUGAAAAACUUAAUAAAAAAAGAUUUUUGUAAACAACCGUUUUCUAUCUAAGCAAAAGUAAUAGUUUCAUUCUAUUUUGAUGCAGCUGAGAUAGCUUUAAGACUCAAUAUCCUUACACACCGGGAACGACAUAUGGUAUGUUGUAUCUGAACAGGUUAGCUUACGAGCUAAAGUUACUUAGCACAAAUGAAAGUUAAAACAAAGACGUUUAGCAAACUGUUCGUCAUAUGAGAAAUCAGACGCUAUGACUCUCCACAAGUUGUCCUUCAGGUCAUUAUCUUUGUAAUAUUUGUGUUUUUUAUCAAAAAUCACUCUGUUCUCCGACACGUAAACAAUCAGCCGGUCGGCCAUGUUGGAUAUACCGGUGAAUCUGACACUGCAACAACACGCAAUCUGAUUGGUCAGAAGUGGACACACAGUAUGCGAAACUUUAGAAAAAUCGACCGUGUUGCGAAAAAAUAAAUGCUGCAAUAUCGCAGAACGGGAAAACGUCGCUGAUGUGAACGCUUGUAUUGACAGGAUACGGGUUCGAAAGAAAUUAUGACAUCCGAAAUAAUCGCACGAAAAAAAUGCUCCCAAUGUGUAACGACCUUAAGUGAUUGAAAUAAAAGAUUGUGAAAUAAAGUCAAAGCUAAAACACAGUCUCAAAUUUCGGUUUAUUUAAAUGAUGUAAUUGCACUUCGCUUAUUUUUACCAUACUGUGAUGGCCGACUUUACUGUUGGAUUUAUUGGCUUCUUUUCCCCCUGUCAGCACCUAUCUUAUCAAAUGAGUGCUUCUGCUAAUUUUCUGUCCCCUCGUAUAAAAUAAACGUCUGAGUUAUGACUUCUCUGACCUGCCGUUACUUAAUCCUACAGGGCUGAGAGAGAAAGACAAAUAUCAGAGGUUUGCUGAAAGAGAAACCAACUGUAGAUACAGAAGGAGGAAGACUCCCCCUCCUCCUCUUCCUCUUCUGCUCCGUCAUUGCUCCAUCUCUUCAGGUCACUCAGGAGCAGCUCAGUGCCCAAAAAGUGAAACUAAUUUAAUGAGGGCGGUAUUAGACAGCGAGCUAAAUCCUCCUGGCUGGAAGUGAUACCCACUCAGACAUACAGACUGUUUAAUGAGGUGUUAUGACCACUGCAGGGUCUCACAAUGCAGAGGGUAUUAAAACACCUGCUGCUCACUGUAGCUCUUUAUAUACGUGAGGAAAUCCGUGUGUGUGUUUAUAACAUGAUAGGAAAGAGCUUCCUCCUCUGUACCUGCUGUGCUUAUUUUAGCUCUGACUGAGAGUGAAAGAGAAACCGUGUGAGGUGACAGAGCGCUGGAGAGAAAAUGGGGGCAUCUGAGGGAGGGGGGUGCUCCUCAGCUAUGAGACAUACUUCAGGUGUGAGUGAGAGAAUAAGAGAAACAAACAGCUUUGUGGUGAGCACAAAGACAAAAGAAUCUCCUGGGUGUGUUUCUGCCGCGUCGGCUGAGCUCUUCACAUUAAUAAGGCUCCUUCUUUCUAUCAUCUCCUCUUUUAUCCCUCCCUCCUGUUGCAGUUAAAGACACAGUGUCUCUCCUACCUGUGUUGCUCCUCCUCCUCUUCCUCAUCUCUGUGAGGGUGCAGUAGAGGUGCUGCAGGGACUCAUCUGGGUUAUCCAUCAUCCAGGCAGGGAGGAAGUGAAGUUUCCUCCCAACCAGGGAGGCAGACUCAGCCUCUGAAAUAUGUAGAUAGAGAAGCAUAAUUUAAUGGUCGUCCAUUUGCAGUUAGCAGUGAAAUAUAAUAUUCAAUCAUAAUCCAGCUUUUUUAUGCCCCUGGUUCACACAGAUAUAUAAAGGAAUAAAGCACAAUUCGUUUGAUUUAACGGGCUAAAACAAAUAUUUGAUCAAUCCCUGACAAGAUCUACUUAUUUGAUAUAACUAUAGAAAAACUGCAACGUAUAUUUAUUAAUAAAUGCUUUCAGCUUUAAAAAUGUGAGAAUAUACAGAUAAUUUUACUGCAAAACUGAGCAUUUUAGAUUUUGGCCUUUUGGGUUUUUUUUGUAGACUUUGCAUCGAACUUAAAUAAAACACUGAAAAGCAAAUAUUUCCCCCGAAAGUUGUUAUAAAAUAUCAAUAUGGCCAUUUAUCCUUGACUUGGCUAGCACCAAAUAACUGUACAUAGUUUGCAGUCAUCACACAAUUGCUUUAUAAUGAAAUCUUUGGAAUUGUAUUGGUAACGUAUCGGAUCAUCAUCAUAUAUCAGUAUAAUACAUCUGUGUCAUUUUGUAUCACUAUUGUAUCAGUUACAUGGUGUAUCGGUAUAAGUGUUGUAUCAGUAUCAUAUCAAAACGUAUCAGUAUUUUGUUUAUAUAAAUAUAGAUUCCAUAUAUUAUCAGUAUAGAGUCAUUGCCAGUAUCAGUAUUACAUUAUACUGAAUUAGUAUCUUGUUGGUAUCAGUAUUGUAUCAUAUCUUAUAAAAUCAAAACAUAUCCUGUUGUGUCGAUCUCAGUACGUCAAUGUUCAGUAUUGUUGAGUUACCCUCUUAUUUUUAUCUGUAUGGAUAUCGGUAUCUAUAUCAGUUUUGUAGCACUAUCAUAUAAUACCAGUAUUGUGCUGGUGUUAGUAUUAUAUCAUAUUGUUUUAUUUUGGUAACAGUAUGGUAUCGUAUUAUAUCCUGUCGUAUCGAUAUUGGUGUGGUGUAUCAUGUCAGGAGUUACACAUUCAUUGGUAUUCAGUUUAUCUGUAUCAGUUUUAUAUUGGCAUCGAGUUGGUAUUAGUAUCGUAUCAAAUAACGUCCUGUUGUACUAGUAUUGGUACUCCAGUCGGUAUCAGUAUUGUGACAAAUUUAAUCUUGCUGUCUUGAUAUAUAGGUAUUUAUUUUAUCUGUAUCAUCCAUUUUUGGUGACUGAAUUCUUCUAACAAGUUGCAACCUUGGGAGAAAGACAGUUCUAAAAAAAGCUGCUUGGCAUUGAGGGAUUGAUGCUUUGUCGUUAAGUGGAGAUAAGCUUCUGUGAUGGUCAUCUUCCUUUUCAUGUUUAGACUAAAGCCGACGGCUAAAGCUUAACUAGUAAAAGCGUGUCUGGUGUGGAGUAACAAUAAGUCACCACUCUGAAUACAAACCUGAUUUAUGAUUAUAAGUGAUUUAAACAUUGAAAACACACACUUUUGAGCAGACCUCAAGGACACAGUGAUUCUCAUAGUCCAGUCACAUUAUUUUACACAGUCUGCACGGGUCUACAUGCUCGAUCAUAAUCUACACACGCUGAGAAACUGAAGCACGAGUCUGUUAGUGAAGCCGUAUGCUGAAUCUGCUUUAACAUGCGCAUCAUUUGUUUUACACUCUGCUUAAAUCAAUACUGAACAAAGAGAGACUCAAUGGCAAGAGUAGAGGAGGUGUGAACAGCAGGAUGGUCUAUUUACUCAUUUUUUUUACUGUAGCGAUUAAUCAUAAUUAUUGAUAUGGAAAGAUCAGCACUUGUGAGUGGUUACCUUUUUGCUUCAUAGAUUAUACGUGAAUGGUUUUAUGUAUUGAAAGACCAUUUACAAAGGUAGUAAGGGGGCUGGGCUUCCAUUGCAGUAGCAGCACUGAUAACUAUGGCGUGCACAUAGCAGACUGUGCACAAUCAUACAAACAGACAGCAUGCUUUUACAGGCAGGAAAGCAGUAAAACUAACAGUAAAAAUCCAAGUACAGAGUUUAUCUCUGCGAACACAGGUCAGUACAUGCAUCUCCUCUGCAUAUUAAGUUUGGCUUAAAGGCUAAGUUGAUGCCAAAGGUUUCCUCCAGCCUUCGAUUCACAUGAAUCUUUAAUUUUCUGCGACUGCACGGUUGUGUGUUUGUGUUCACAUCUGGACACUGCGUCCUGUGUCUGACCGUCACCUCCCCUCCCACCCUCAUUUGUCCGUGACAGAGGAGGAAACUGCUGAGGCAUGAGUUAUACAUGACAGGCCAAUCAAUACUCCCAGCAUGCACUCUGACCUGGAGAGGAGGGUGUGUCUCUGAAUGCAUGUAGUUUGCGGAAGGGCAUAUGAUAGGGAGUGUGCUGUAUAGGACCAAAGUCAUUUUCUAAAGCACAUCAACCUUUUCUUCUACAUAUUAGCUGCACAAAUGUUUAAUUUUAUAUCAGAAUUAUAGUUAACAUCUUUUAGAGCUGUUUGUUUUUACGUCUCGGUACAUUUAUCUUUGUUUUUUGCGUUGCUACCAUCCUAUUAUCUCAGACAGACUUUGGUUUUGUCCAAGGUUUCUACCUGUUUGCUAAAUUUGUCCGAACUUGCUGCUAUUUGAUGAUGUGUUUCUCUAAAUAAUAAAAAUAAUCUACGCCUACUCUUGAAAUGGUAGGAAAAGUCAAAUAGCAGCCGCAUUUUUCACACGUCAGAAUCUUUGUGAUAUCUAAAGGACGCUUACAAAAAAUAAUGGGAAACUCUAUGUUUGGGCUGAUUUUGGCAUCCCUUGUAACCAAAGCGGAACUUCCUAGCCAUGCACUAUUUUAACACUAAACUUUAUCUCUAAUUUGAAAUGCAUAGGCUGUUUCCUAGAGCUCCUAGCUUAACUUCUGCCCACUCCACAAGCAGUUUUAGACAUUAUUAGUAAUUCUUUUUUUGAGUAUUUAAUGUAAAAAAGGGCUUUUCUUCAAUUGCACCUACCCCCUCGUACUAGUUUCAGACAUUAAAAUGACAGAAUAAAGACCAUCUAUCUUGUCGCUGAUGGUUUUGUGUAUCAUAAAAUGAAUUUCUGUCUCUUUUGUUAAUGUCUAAAAAUCCCUCGUAGGAGCUUUAAUUUCUGCCUGUAAUUAAAUCCCCUCCCAGCAGCUUUAAAACAAAUUGUAUCAAUACCGACAUGCAAGUGUCAAACCUCUUAUUGGCUUUUCUCAGAGCUUACACCCACAGAGUGCCCGGGACAGCGAUGUGAAGCCCCGCCUAGACCGACUUCUUAUCAACUAGAUUAGCGCUUUAGGUUUUAUCCAAUGAAAACCCCCCACUAAUCUUGUUAGGCAGCCUUAAAAACCCUGUGUCUAAGCAUGAGCGCGUUUUUUAAUGUUUCUACUGUGGGUUCAUAAAAAGCUUUAUUUAACACUCCCACCCAUGAGCACACGGGCCUAUUAAUAUCCCUGAAAAGUGGUAAAAGAAAUUUGAUGCGCCACAUUAAGACUACAGUAAUCGGAUUCUUGCACAUGUGAGAAUCAUUUUGAAUGAUUUGUAGCGCUCUUCCUCUCUUUCACUCUCUGCCAUGAUUUAUUUCUCAUCCUGAGAUCUCAUCUGUAUUCUUCAGGUCCCCCUCCCCCCUCUGUAAUAAUGAUAGAUCUUCUCCUCCUUCCUCCCCCCACCCUGUUCGUAUGCCCUCGCAGCAAUAAUGGAUCCUUUCAGGCUCAUUGCUAUUACUGUUAACGCAGAUGCCUCACUUCCCUCCUCCUCCUCGAGUCACACUUUUUUCUUUCAGAGCGGACACAUGAAUGAUCUUCUUCAUUGUACCUCUAGCCUGACUCCUCUUUCUAAGUGAGUGAGCUCAUUUAUUCGACUUCCCGGCUUCAGUAACACACUAUAACAUGGUCUGUGCACUGUAUUAAUACUUCAUUAAGCUUUAGCCUUUGGCAACAAGCGGCUGGAAUAAAGCAACAGGGGUUUAGUGACUUCUUUAAAGGCAGGCGGGAAAAUGUUUGCCUUUGCCUUUUGUUAUCUGUUAAGUCUUUUUCAAAAUACUGCUGUACUUAUUCAGUCGAUCUCAGGUCUCAGACCAAAAAGACAAAAACUAGGUCAUCAUACCUCCUGUUGCUCCAUUGCAGCAACUAAUUGCUAAGAGUAAAGCUAAUAACAAGCUAUAAACAUUUAAACAACACACAGACUGCUAUUUUCUUUUCACCCCCAAAACUGUCAGACAUAAUAGUGUCUCCAUCCGUUGUUUAUUCUCAUUACAACCUGCCAAAAUCCUCUCACAGACACCCAAUCUACAACGGAUAAAUCUUGGCGGUCUUCAGAGGAAAAUCUGCUCUCCCACUGUGAAUCAUUUAACACAGCCUCCUUCCUUCAAUCUGCCAAACAGAGAGAGUAACAGCGCAAGAAAGACGACAUUCUCAAUAAUUCCAGCAGACAAAAGCUGUCUGAUCUGGGGCGGUGAUCCACUGUAUUCCUCUAAUUUGGCCACUUGCACACCUUGGCUUUAAUGGUUGCUUCUUGGGGCAAACUCCAGUAUUUUAAGUCUCAAUAGCUAACUUCUAAACUAGAAACAACUGGACAGGGUUGUACUUCUUUUAUAAUUCAUCUGUUUUGAAGAUAGGAAGGCUAAGAACUGUUUAUAAUUACCUAAUUAUUAGGUAACCAGGCUGUGUUCUCAGCUCCAAGUCUUCACCACUUUCUUCUUUGGAAAACAUUUCGUCAAAGCCAGUAUUGCCAACAUGGCCACCAACAUGCCUGUUGAGAAAGAAACCAAUAGGUUUUUGCUGUCAGUGGGGUCUUUGCUACAAUAAAUCUUUAUGUGUAUAUAAGUGUAUUCAGUCGUUCUGGCAUCACCUUAUGCUAACUGCUAAUCCAAAUAUGCAAGUUGAUGUUGAUAACCCAGAUUUUAGCUAAUACAAUGUUAACUUUGUUCACAAGCUUAGUUAAUCAUGCUAACGCCAAAUUUCAAUCAAAGAAGUUGAUUUUUUUCCCUUGUUACUCCAACCAAUUAUUAUUUAGACCUUGAGUAUUGGACUAUGGCUCAAACGUAUUUUGGGACUUUGAAUGCAACCACUGCAAUAGUUGAUGUGAAAAUUCAGUUUGUACUCAAGUGUUGAGUGAAAAAUUCCUCCACUACGAAGUCCAGACACCAAACUUCAGCUUCAUUUGAGUGUCAAAAAAGUUCAGAAAAAAGGAUCUGUUUUAAGGGGUCCUCGUCUUUUAGAAAUUGCUCUUAAGAUGGCGAUUCUUGGGAUCACUUCUGAUUACUAAGCAUCGUCCAGGACCGUAUGCUUCGGUGCACCUUUACUUAAGCAAAUCCAGAGCAUCUUAAUCCCGCAGAAACAGCCUUUUAAAGCACAAUGUCAUGCCUCCUCCUUGAACCUUCUCUUCAUCCAUUUUUAUUUUUUUCAGUCUGUCUCUCUUCAUCCAUCCAUCUCCAAGAAGUGCAGUUCCAAGCAGAAACAAUGACCGCUCAUUUAAUCCAAGCUGUUUAAAGUGCCACAUGCAGCAGAUGUGAAGUUCCUGGAGUUGUUAUGUCAGGAGGAUUAGAGGUCAAUAUACCCUGCUCAGCUUUCACAAGAAAGGCAGAGUCAGACCGAGAGGAAGGGCAAAAGAUGUAAAACAACCUUUUUUUCCUCUCAUUGUAAAUCAAGUGAUUUUAAACGAGACGCAGCGUUAAGUAAUACAGACAGUCUGAUAGACAGAUUGGUGGUUGGCUUGCUUGCCUUCCUGUGCUGUCCUCAUUCCUGGCACAGGCUCAGUUCAGACAGAUGGUCAGAAGGGCUUUAUGGAAGUAUAACCUCCCGCCCUACGCCAUGCACCAGCAUAAUAAUGCCAGCAGAGUACCACAUGAGUUGACACCGCAGCCCUGACAUCUGUCUAUAAUGAAACAUCCAUAGUAUUAGUGACAGCCGCCAGAUACUUAACUACUUACAACUUGUGUACAAACAGUCUCCUAGAUAUGUGCUCUGCAUAUGUGACGUCACACUGGUGUCCCUAAAUGACAUCAAUAAAAGACUGUUCAGCUGCUUUUUGGGUGAAUAAAUGACUUUGAGAGUCUGUAAAUGUAACAGUAAUAAUCUGCAGAGUCAUUUGACCUACAUUUCUGUGUAGCCAGUGAACAUAAAAAAGUUUUUGAUCACUUUCUUUCUCUUCAGUAACUUCAAUACUUAAACUGUCCAGAUAGAUCCAGGUCUGAUCUUUGGGAGCAAGUUGCUUUCGUGUGUUUCUUUUCAGUUUCAGCACUUCAAAGAGCAGCAGAUUUCCCCUGAAGUUGAUGAAAAUUUCAGCAGAUUAGUGAAUCACCAGUUGCACAAAGUUUCCACUGAUGCCUAGCUCUGGUUUUCCUGUUGCAGCUGCAGCCUACAAUGAUGACUACAGUUGUUUGAUUCAGAAACAGAAGCCUCUGAAUCAGCUUAACUCCGACCUGCAGGGGCAUCAAAUCCCUCCAAGCACACGGUGCUUGAUGCUAAUAGCACCGCCUGUUUUCUGUGUGUUUGUGUAAUAGUUAGAGAUUUAACAGAAAUGAAGGGGAGGAGGAAAGGAGACAAGGACGGAGAGAGCAAGCACACAAAGACAGAGAGCUCACGAUGGGACGGAUUUUUACUGUCCACAGGUCAACAUCUGCCAGUCACGGAAAAGUCAGAUUAACUUCAUCUAUAACAAACAGAUGGUAUUUUGAGAAACCACUGCCAACUGAUGUCGUAAAUACAGCUGACAUUGAUGGAAAAGGCUGUUUUGACGAGGGUUAUGUAAUGUAAAACACGACUGCAAAAAAUUAAGCAAAGAUACCUACCUGCUCACCAUGUGCCUAAAAGAGAUGAGUCGAAGAUGAAUGAUGACGCGAAACGUUUACUCUACACAUCGAGUAUUAAACAGCCUGUUAACUCAGGGUUUAAAAGUGAGGAUUGCGGCGGUUUAUAAAUCGUCCCACAGACCUAAAAUAGUACAAACCGCUAUUUCAAAGGAGAGAAGUUUGGUUACAGAGGCGGGGAUAUGGAUUAGGAGGGUAAUGAAGGUACUUUGGUGGAGCAUUGUCUGUUAACAUCUGUAUAUUGGUAUUGUAAAGUUCUUAUUCUUAUGCAAAUGUAUUCUCUGUCUUUGUGAUUCAAUAAGAAAGUUUCAUUCCUGCAACACAAACCUGAAAAAAUUUGGAAAUAUUCCAAAUGAAUUUGCCAAAACAUUUUCUGCUCAUCAUGUUAGAGUCUCUGCUCCACUGUGAGCCCAGAGUGACCACUUCGUCAUGCCUGCGCUUUUAAUCAGCAGUGUUUCCCUGAGUGGCUAAUGCCAUUAAGCUGCAGUCAGACGCUGGUCUCUGCCCUCCUCGUUCAUCUCCACCCUGCGUCUUCUAUUCUGUUCCCCCUCCUCUCAGAGGAUGUGGCCAUUAGGACAUGAUGCAACACGCUGCUAAUGGAAAGACAGGCUGUUCAUUUCGGUUUGAACUUACUGGAGCCAAACAUCCUCAUUCACCCACUGCUGUCCUUCAGAUUUUCCUUUUAAUUAUUUAUCUACAUCAGCGUCUUUUAAAGACCAGAUCUUGUUAAAUAAGAUCUUUAUAGUUCAUGGUUUUGGUCAUCUUUUUUAUUGAUUUCACAAAGACGGAGAGUAUUUUUGGAUAGUAUCCCAGUAUGUCACUUCUGUUUCGUAAUUCUGCAGCUACUAGUGUGAACAGAUCAGCUUAACUUUGCACUGAGUGGAAACAGGAAACAGCUAGCCGGGCCUCAUAAUUCACAUACCAACAUCUCUGCAGCCCUAAUGUACAAAAUAAGACCUGAAGUUAAACAACACUUUAUCUUCUAAGGAUUUAAAAGGGAUGUAUGUCGUCGCCUAGGCUUGCUGUUUUCCAUUAUUUCCAGUCUUUAUACUACGCUAUAUGCUAACUGGCCUUCAGAUCUGUUGAAGAAUUCAUGUCUCAUACUUCUGAAAAUGUUCUGACUUUAAUUCAUGGAUUUCUUCACUCUUGUUUCUGUUAGGCUCUUGUUUCUGGGUGGCAGUGCUGGACGGACGCGUGGUGGGGAUUGUGGCAGCGCAGGGUCGUGAGGAUGACAACACGGUUGAGUUACGGCGCAUGUCAGUUGACUCCCACUACCGCGGAAAAGGCAUCGCAAAGGCCCUGGGUCGUCGUGUUCUGGAGUUCGCCGUGCGCAACAACUACGCAGCCGUGGUCCUUGGCACGACGGCCGUCAAGCUGGCAGCCCACAAGCUGUACGAGUCGCUGGGUUUCCGUCGAACGGGCCAGAGCGAAGACUACAGGCUCCCCGGGAUGAGUCGCUCGCCACUAGAGAGGCUCUUCUUCCAGAUCCGCUACAGCCGCUACCGCCUGCAGCUCCGUGAGGAGUGAGAGGCUUACAGAGAGAGGGAGAGAGAGAGAUGGAGAGGGGGAGAUGGAGAAAGAGAGGGACAGAGAGAGAGAGCAACGACCCUCCUUCACCUGAGAGCCCCGACCGCAUCCUCUCCUGUGACAGCUUUUAUUUAUUUUGUGUCAUUAGCGAUAACUUCCAGUACUUAACACUUCUACUACUUCAUCUUUAAAGUCACUAACGUUUCAUUACUAUUAUGCUUCUGUUGCUGUUGUUUUUGUACUAUACUUUUACAUUUAAAAUAAGACUUUGUUUUUUUUUUAUCUCAAUUUCUUUAAGCUAUUUCGGGUACCACUACCCCUCCCUUUUCAUUGUGGGAGUAAAUUAAAUUGGCUUUCAUAAACGACAUCCAACCAGCACCCAGUCUAGGCACUCACCCAGGCCCCUUUGGUUUCAAGAUCAUGACACUCUGAUCAAUACCCCCCUUCAUUACAACACCCCAACGUCCUCUUUGCCCCUCCCCCCAUUACCUCAAGCCUUCCUCUCCCUCCCACAUUCUUCUAAUUUCCCCACAGCUAGAAUUCAAUAGGCGGGUUUGGAUGCAGCUCAACGAGACAUUUGCAUCUUGUUUCAGUGGGGGUGGACGGAGCAAUGGACUGGCAGGGAGGGGUAAAUAUGGCGUCCUUUAGAGCAAAAGUGCGUUGGGAAAGGUUGUGAUACACUCUCUCGUUUAGAGCGGCGCUGCAGUGUUGCAUUUUUGUUCAUGAAUUGUGGACUGAACUUGGUCACACACACAAAAAAAAUACAUGUCAUCUGGCUGUUAGCCACUCCCUCAAGACACCAUAUUGAAGCACAGCGAGAGUGUGUUACUGACCCCCACAGCGAGAGAGAAGGAUGGCAGGAUGGUGACCGGAAUAUGCGCUGUGUUUCCUGCAUCCUGGAUGGACUUGUAUCAACACAGAGCAUCUUCCUAUCGCUCCCUGCCCUUUUUUUCCCUCGCUCAUUAUAACUCUUCGGAGCCCUCCCUUCCUUUCUAUUGUUGCGCGCCCUCAGUUUAUCGCUGCUCUUGAACGCCAGGGAGAGGGUCCCUGAUUGGUUGAGGUGACAGGAGGGAAGAACUUUCUCAUCGACAGAUCUUGAGAAACAAUAUAGCUGCAUGUCAGAGCUUGACUGCGUGUGAGAGGGCUUGUGUGCGUGUGAUUGUUCAGAGUGAGUGACUUUGUGUUAGAUGUAUGAGUGUGUGUGUAUGUAUGGUGAGGCCAUGGUCCAACUUAAGACCGUGACUUAUCAGAAUAAUUGCUGUUUUUUAUUUUGUGUGAAAAGACGCACACUUUCUUGCUAUGGGUCAAGUAUUAUCUAAUGAAAUAUAACUACUUUUUAUCUGUACUUAAUAAUUGUUUACUGAUUGAGGAAGAUAAAUUCUAACAUUUUGAAUAUGUUUACUAUCUGACUGAAAAUUAGUAUUUUGUAACACACAUAUUACCACAUUGUAAUAUGCAAAUUUUACUGUCAAAGGUACGACGACAAACACAAAGUAGCUGCAAACUUACACAUACCUAAUCCAGGUUAUUGGGGAACAACUUGGGUAAAACAUACUAGCAAUACCUGCAAACCUAGAGUACCUAACUGAGCACAACUAGCAACUAAUUAUUUAAAAUCAGUGUAUUGACAUGAGUGUUUCCCCUCCUCCAUGUGUUUUUAUUGUGUGUACAGCUGAAAACUCAUGUAGCGAUCAAAUGUUUCUCCCAUAACACCCCUCUCCAUCUCCACCCUCUAACCAUACAACCAGCAGUAGAUUCAGUCACCCACCAUCCUGAGCCUAAGUUGUGUUAUUAUGAUUCAUCAUUUGUAAAAAGUAAAACAUAAAGAAAGAAAAGCAAACAAAAAAAUCCACAAAAGAUGAAAAAAAGAAAAAAAAUGGAUACAAAUGUAAUCAUCAUGAAAUUAGCAAUGACCCCCUUCUGUCUUGCCACCUUUUCCUCCCCCAAAAGUUUCCCUUCCCCCAUUCAAGAAUCUGUCUGCAACCCUGGGCUAGACCCCAAACCUUCCAUUUGAACCCUCCGCUGACCUUUGACCUCCCAUCUCCUAGGCCACACCCACCCCUCCACCCAUUUCUGCAUGCGCCACAGAGCCUUGCUGCACUGCUUUUAUUAUUCCAUUUAAAGCUUGUUGGACCAACCCUGAGCCCCGAACCCUGAUGUCAUCUAGGCAGUAUUUUACACCCCGAGAAAGGCUGGUGCAAGAUCAGCGAUGUGUGGCUGUUGUGUUAGUGCACAAGACACAAGAAAAAUAGAUUAAAAAGCACGUUAUAUGAUGAAAUCGCCUCCUACACCACUGCCUGGAUGACAUCGCGCCUGCCAGCCAACCAACUGUAGAAUGCAAAAAGCAAUGCAAGUGUGGCAUGCCUCUGUACCCGGUGUGUGUACGGUGCCUGCCCUGGAAAAGUGUAGAAAACAAUUUAUAAAUAUGAUAUAUAAAUAUAUAUACUAUAAAAAAAAGAAAAUGAGCUUCUUUUUAGAUGAACAUAUUAAAGAAAUGUGUGUUUCUUUGUAUGGAAAAAAAAAGAAAAAUUGUACUAUUUGCAUGAAAUGUGUCUUUGAAUGCAAAUAUAACUUUAAGGGGAGAAACUCCUAGCACAUGGUUUACAGUGGAACCAUAGACUUGUAAUUUUACAACAGUUUGCUUCAUUUUAAUCCUCUGUAGUCAAGACAAGGGUGUGAAAUUAAUACCAGAGACUAGUUAGAGAGAAGGGUUUGCUAAAUUUGAAAAAAGGCAAACGCUAUUUGGAUUUAUUGGUGACCGGCUGGUAGACUAAAUUCCUUUCCCUCCUUGAUCACAGCAAGUAUGAGAUCUUCCAUUAAACCAGCUUGUGGAAAGGUUGCUAAACACUUUGGAGAUCACUAAUGGGCAUUUGGCGAACGGUGCAAAAGAAAAAAGAUGUAUCCCCACGCAGUAUAUAGUGCAAAAUGUACAUAAUCCUCUAACCCCUACAGUUGAUCAUAUGCAGAUAAAGGAUUCAGACAAAAAGGGUAGUGCUGUUGUCAAAAGGUUCGACUUUGCUCCAGUUGACACUGCCAUUGGCAGUGUCCUCAAACCAGUGUCAGAAUAACACCAUUAACUCGUUUUUCUGCAUCAAACAUUUGGCGACACUCUCCAUUCCAGAUGGUUUUUACUUUGUAUCGUAGACAGAAUAAAGUGGAUGUAGCAGUGGCAAAGUCGUAUAUUUUUUGGACUGCCUUUGUGAAGCCUCAGUUUGGGGAUUUUGUUGUCGCCAUCUUGUUUAUUGUUUUGGGGAACUAGAAGUGACGAUAACUGGACAGAAAGGAAAGGAAAGUUUUCCCGCCAAGCCCUGAAAUAUUCCCAAUUUGCUGUCAAUUUUACCUUUUUUUUUGACAGUUUUUUUACAAAAUGUUGAUGGAAACUUUAUUGACUAAGGCCAUCAAGGUCUUUUGGAAAACAUAAACUGAAAUCCCUUUUUUUCCCCCUUGGACUGACUUCUUACUUUAGUUUAGUCAAAGUCACGUUGGCUUUACUUCUCGAGCGAAUCGUGCUACAUCCACUUCUCAUAUAAAGCCAAACAGUUCUCACAAUGAAAAAAGCUGCCCCUAGUUUUUCAGACCCCGAUGCAUACAUGGUCACGCUAGGAUUCCUUUUUUUAAAGCCAGGUCUAAAGGAGAUUAAUCAAUUUUGUCUUUAAAUUGAACUAACACAAGAUUUCUCUUUGAUAAGCAACAGAAACGCACCAAAAAUUAUUCCAGAUGUUUUUGUCGGGCCAACAGAUGGAGAAUGCUUCACACUUUGAUGCAUUUGCUUUGAUUUUGUGACAUUUCUGGAGUAACAGAUACCACUGACUUUAUCGGACAUCCAAACUAAAUGACAUCACAACAAAUAAAACCAUCUAUUAGCACUAAAUCCUGAUCGCAUCGUUGGUAAAUGUAGGUGUCAGUGGUGCUGAGGCUUGAGGAUUUCCUUACAGAAACAAUAGGAGACAACUUUGAAGUGUCAAAUAACUAAUGUCAGUUACUGCUGUUAGUGUAUUUAGUCCUGUACUCAGUGACUCAAACCAGUCUUUAUAAGACGUGGGUGAGAUCUGAAGGUUCAGAGAGGGAGGUGGGCUUUGCUGAGGGGGAUGGUAAAAUAAAGUGUGCGGUGGCGUUUGUGGACGAAUGUGAAGUCUCUGAAUUCUGAGCCAUUUCUGCUGCUGCCAAUCUCGUUUUUUUUUUGCCAGAUGAAAUUUCAAAUACUUCUUUGUGUAUUUUUUGGGGGAGGGGAGAAAAUAGAAUCAGUUCUCGAUCAUAUUCUGAACAAUAUCAAUGAACCGCCUUUGCUAAGGCCUUAUGCACUGGAAUCAAACGCUGGAGUUCAAAUAUCUCGUGGACUGCAUGGCUUUAGGUAGUUAAAGGGUGACUUUGAAUUGUACAGAUAAAGUGCACUGACUAUAAUGCAUUUAUUUUGAGUCUGAGCGAUGUCUGUUUUCUACUUCAUGUGAAUGCUAUGCCCUGUGAACUCUCACCUCCCAUUUAGAGAUGGUGACGCAUACUUCAUGUUAGAAUGUAGUAAUUAAACUGUAUGCAAUGUCCACCGGAGUGUAAAUGAAGUUACAAACCUUUCCUCGGAAAUGUUCUGCUGAUGUACAAUCCAAAAAACGACUUUUCUUUCUUUUUCUCUUUUCUUGUCUUUUUUUUUGGUGAUUCGUUUGAGUGCGAGUGUGCUGUCCUAUUGGUUGAGUUUCGGUAAGGUGUGCUGCAUAAAGGUCUGUGAGGAUGGAGAAGGCUCUUUGAGAUUUAGAGUGCUUUACAACCCAAAAAUGAUCAUCUGAUGCCCAAGCUGAGGCUACUAUCGUAGGGUUUACCAAGCCAAACAAACGCUAAAUACAUCAGUAUUUGUCGUGAUCAAUAUUUAAAUAUCUACUGGUGGAGAAGUGUUCAGAAUCGCACAAAUGUACAGAUCCUGUGAGUGGGUUGUGUUACUCUGCAGGUGUGCGAACACUCACAGGCAUGAAUGUAAACUGCCAACAUUUAUGGUCUUAGAAAGAUUUCAGUGUUUCAAAUCUUUCCUGGUUGCCUGUUUUAUCUGUGAAUGAGAGAAACGAGGAGGAGCGAGGGUGCAAAGCAGCUGUUGAUUCUUUCAUUAAGUGACUAAACCACUACAUUAGAUGUUAGACAUUUUGUGUGACUGUAAAUAGCUGUAUCUUUACAUAUUGUUGUUGUAUUAUUUUACUGCAAACCUGUCAUCUUUGCUGGAUUUAAACCGACCCCGAUGGCGUUCAUUUUUGUCUCAGAAGAUGGCUGUCGUCUGGAAUGUUCCACCUAAGGAGGAGGGUGAGGGGUGAGGGAGGAAUGUGCCACAUUGGCAGUAAAACGGGAAAGGGGGGGUGCGGUGGAAGGUCUACAGCUGAGAGCUUCAAAGCAUGGACUCCCUCUCUCUCUCUACCUCUGGUGAGGACUUUGCGCUGCUGUGGCGAAUUCAGAAGGACUCACUUUGGACUGAGGCCACAGGUGCCAAGAACACAUAAGCACUUGUAGCACAACUGUGUCUUGUUUUGCUAUUACGGUACAGAUAGUUUUGAUUUUUUACAUUUCCUAUGAAGAAUAUGGAUUAAAGUUUCUCUUUCUCCUGUAUUAUGGAUUGUAUGUAUCGUAGGCAUAUAUACAAGACAUGAUGUUAAUUCGCACUAUGACCCACGGCUAUUUUUGGAGGUGAAAAUUUGCCAAAGGUGACAGUAAUUGCUGCAUUAUUUUCUUUAUGUGGCUCUGUUUUAUUUCAACAAAAUCCUGCUCUGACUUAUUUGGCAAAAAUCCUGCCCACGUGCCAUCUAAUCAAGCAAUAAGUACAACAAAUUAAGAGGAUAAAAACUCACAAUAUGACACUAUAUCAAUGAUGAUUUUACAUAAUCGACAUGAAAUGCUGCAUUGAUAUUAUAUCCCUGAAAGUGUACUAUUAGUGGCAGUGGUGCCGUCGCAGUGGCGGCGUUGUAACUCAUGAUAUUCAAGCCUGGAAGGGUGUUUGAUUGUAAAAUGUUCAGUUUUUUGUAUUUUUCGUUACAAGGAGGUGUCAAAGAUGUGUUUUUUAAAAAGUUGAAGUACACAGGUGUACCUCUGCAUAUUUGUACAGAUGUCAAUAGGAAACAGGGGAAAAAAAGACACAAGGAGGAGGGGUAAUGGAUGCUGAAAGUGAGUGGUUCAAGCAGACAGGGAAAAAAAAAAAAAAAAAAGAUGGCGUAUCCGCUCUCUGAAAGCGCAAUCUGCUGUUUAGUCUCCUAACUGAGCUUUUAUCCAACCACAAAGACUUCCGGUUUACUCAAACUUCGGAGACACGCAAUGCAACUCCACAACCACUGCACUCUGAUCAGACGAGAAAUCAAUUCAGAAACAUGCUGCAGCUGCCAGAAUCGCAACUCUCAAACAUGUUGACUUUUCUUACAAGUGAGAUUCAAAGUCUUUUAUUUGAAUCUGUAAGUUAGUAUCUGUAAAGUUGUAAAGUAUAUUUUACUGUAAAUAGCAUCUGGGGGUCAUUUUUACUCCUUUUGUAACAGAAACUGUGGAUUUAAAAUAUAUAAAAGUAUAUUUUAAAGAUAUUUACUUCACUAAUAAAGAGAUUCUACUGUAAUGCAGGUGUCUUCAUCUGUAUUACCUCAUGACAAUCCCAUACUGACUAACAGCUGCUGCUUUCAGAGGCUACAGCGCACGCCAUUUUAGCCUUGGUGUCUCUGACCUGCACUGACACAGCCUUCCUCGUCCCGCCUGUCUGCUUGAACUCUCACGCCGUCAGAGAGAGCCUCGAACGCAACAGCCGCCCUGUUAGCACACACCAGAACGUACGCGAGUGGCUCUGGAGUGAGCUAUCGAAGCUGCAACGCAAAAAAAGGAGGCUCUCUCUGCCCUGGAGGCCUGUCAUGGCUGUUGUCUGUUGCUAGGAAACUGACCCGCACAAAGCACAGCAGGGGAGUGAUAUGCAGACGCACUGUGGGGAGGCAGGCGGGUCAACCAGCCGGCCAUGGUGGAGGAAUGGACGGAGGGAUUGAUGGAUAGUUGAGGGGGGAUGUUUAGAUUAAAAGGUGUUAAAUUGUAACUGUGGGAAUUAGGGGACUUGUAAGGAAAGUACUCUGACUACAAACGGGUGAGGAAUUCGAGAAAUGAGGCCCCUCGGUAUGUCAAGUAGAGCUGUGAGAAAAUAGUGCCGGGCUUUCAGAAACAGAGACAGAGGAUUGUCAUGUUGACUGAAGGUUGAGCUUGGGAUGAUGAUUCGGCAGAUCUGCUGAUUCCUGUAGAGACCGAUUUAGAAGAAGAAGAAGAAUAAAAAGCUUGACGUUGGUACAACCGCCCUGCCGACCUCAGUGAGCCUGCAGUGACAACCUGUUUUUUUUAAUCGGGGGUUUGUUAGCUUUCAUUUCCCUUUCUGCUGUUCCUUUGGAAGCCUGCUGUAUGACCACACUGGAAUUAUUAUAAUUAUUAUUAUGAUUAUUAUGGUGAUUAUUAACCCUUUCUUUUAUACUGACAACAACUGGAACACUGUACAGAUGUAAAGAUGGCAUUUCUCUGCAUUAUGACGAUGACUGAAACAUGGAUGUACAUAUACUGUAUCAAUUAAAAAUGACGAUGCAUUAAGCUUUUAUAUGGU